Cynocephalus volans (Philippine flying lemur) is the source of this 1378-nucleotide messenger RNA. RefSeq names its product regulator of microtubule dynamics 1 (gene RMDN1). The record is from RefSeq and is a predicted model, not a curated record. Gene Ontology annotation, molecular function: microtubule binding. Bases 486 to 1298 code for a protein of 270 amino acids. The transcript is spliced from 10 exons. Gene Ontology annotation, cellular component: cytoplasm; mitochondrion; mitotic spindle pole. NCBI's taxonomy places the organism in Eukaryota, Metazoa, Chordata, Mammalia, Dermoptera, Cynocephalidae.
UAAGUCAAGCAGGCAAGUAUCAGUUUAUUAGUUAUCUAUUACUGCAUAAUAAAUUAUUAUAAAACUUAAUUGUCUAAAACAACAAACAUUUAUUUUCUCAUGUUUUCUGUUGGUCAGGAAUUCAGGUGUGGCUUAGCUGGGUGCCUACAGCUGACUGUCCUUCAUGAGAUUGAGUCAAACUGUUAGCUGCUAAGGUCUCAUUUGGAGACUCAGUUUUUGGGAUGGAGAGGAAGUUCUCACUCACCAUGGUGGCUUCUCCACAGGGCUGCAGGAAGACACAGCAAACUGGCUUCCCCCAGGGCAGGCAAGUGAUUCAAGAGAACAAAUGAGAGAAUGAGUGUCAAAGAUUGAAAUCAUAGUCUUUUUAUAACCUAAUUUUGUAAGUGAUAUAAUUUCUGUUGUAUUCUGUUUCUCAGAAGGGAGUCAAUAAAUCCAGCGUACAUUUAAGAAGAGGGUAUUACAAAGGAUGUGACUAACAGAAGGUAAUGGGAAACCCAGGAACUUUCAAAAGAGGCCUUUUAUUCUCAGCCUUGUCUUAUUUGGGUUUUGGAACUUAUCAAGUAACUCCUCAGGCUGCUGUGGUUCAUGCCACAGGCAAAGUUGAAGAAAUCCUUGAACAAGCAGACUAUCUGUAUGAAAGUGGAGAAACGGAAAAACUUUAUCAGUUGCUAACCCAGUACAAGGAAAGUGAAGAUGCAGAGUUACUUUGGCGUUUGGCACGAGCAUCGCGUGAUGUAGCUCAGCUUAGCAGAACCCCAGAAGAGGAGAAAAAACUAUUGGUAUAUGAAGCCCUAGAGUAUGCAAAAAGAGCACUAGAAAAAAAUGAAUCAAGUUUUGCAGCUCAUAAGUGGUAUGCAAUCUGCCUUAGUGAUGUUGGAGAUUAUGAAGGCAUCAAGGUUAAAAUUGCAAAUGCCUACAUUAUCAAGGAACAUUUUGAGAAAGCAAUUGAACUAAACCCUAAAGAUGCUACUUCAAUUCACCUUAUGGGUAUUUGGUGCUAUACAUUUGCUGAAAUGCCUUGGUAUCAAAGAAGAAUUGCUAAAAUGCUGUUUGCAACUCCUCCUAGUUCCACCUAUGAGGAGGCCUUAGGCUACUUUCACAGGGCAGAACAAGUGGAUCCAAACUUCUACAGCAAAAACUUGCUUCUUUUAGGAAAGACAUACUUAAAACUACACAACAAAAAGCUUGCAGCUUUCUGGCUAAUGAGAGCCAAGGACUAUCCAGCACACACAGAGGAAGAUAAACAGAUACAGACAGAAGCUGCUCAGUUGCUUACAGGUUUCAGUGACAAGAAUUAAGGACUUUUCAGAGAAGAAUACAUGAAAUAUCUAAUAAACAUUGUUUUCAUUGAAUUAUAAAGAUAAUACAUUAAUCAUAA